AUGAACUAUAAACAAACAGUCUAAAAGCAAACAGAUCGAUCGAGCUUUAUUAUUAUUUAUCAAGGAAAAUAAAACUUGAAUCCCCAUUUAUUAAUUAAUUAAAGUGUCUUGUAAAGACUUUGUAGCUAGAGGGGGGAAAAUGGUUAAGGAACGAAAUUUUCAAAACCAAACGAAUAUCCAUUUUGUCGAUAUACAUGAAGUACCCGAAGAAGAGGAAGAAGAAGAAAACCAAGCUAAUAACAAAAUGGCUGAAAAACUACCUGAGAAACGGUUACACAGGCCACACAUGAUGAAGCUUCGAGAUGGCAAAAGCAGAAGUAACGCUCACAGAAGUUUCAGCAGGCAAGUUUCGUUAGAAACAGGUGUGUCGAAGCUUAACAAGGCACAUAAUGAGAUGAAAGCGUUGCCACGAAGUGGCAAGAGUUUUGGUGGUUUUGGUUCGUCUCAUGGAGUUGAUCAGAUGAAUAAUAAUGGCAAGAGAUCAGGUGAGUUUAAUAUGUUCAGGACGAAAUCGACUUUAGGAAAGCAGAAUUCUUUCAUGUUACCGUUGAGGAAAGAAAGUGGGGUUGAUCAUCAGUUUCAAAAGAAGGGCGAGGAAGGUGUCGGGCUUCUGGAUGAAUCUUUUGAUAAGAGUGUUCCUGCUGGUAGAUACUUUGCUGCUCUUACAGGACCUGAACUUGAUCAAGUCAAGGAUACUGAAGACAUUCUGCUACCUAAAGACAAACAAUGGCCAUUUCUGCUUCGAUUUCCAAUUGGUUGUUUUGGUAUGUGUUUAGGCCUCAGCAGCCAAGCAAUACUAUGGCACAACCUCGCAAUCAGUCCAUCCACCAAGUUUUUACGCAUCCCGCCAUAUAUCAACCUUGUCCUUUGGAUCUUAGCACUAGCUGUACUCGUAUGUGUCACGACCACCUACCUCCUCAAGUGCAUAUUCUACUUUGAAGCCAUUAGACGCGAAUACUUCCACCCUGUGCGUAUCAACUUCUUUUUUGCCCCAUGGGUGGUCUGCAUGUUUCUAGCCAUAGGGGCUCCACCUAUGAUAGCUCAAAAGCCUCUCCAUCCUGCCCUAUGGUGCGCCUUCAUGAUUCCUUAUUUCCUUCUUGAGCUCAAAAUCUACGGCCAAUGGCUUUCUGGAGGGAAGAGAAGGCUUUGCAAAGUGGCUAACCCUUCUUCUCAUCUAUCAGUUGUGGGAAACUUUGUUGGGGCAAUUUUGGCUGCGAAAGUUGGAUGGGAAGAAGCCGGGAAGUUUCUUUGGGCGGUUGGUUUUGCCCAUUACCUUGUGCUUUUUGUGACAUUGUAUCAGAGGUUGCCAACUAGUGUGGCACUGCCUAAGGAGCUGCAUCCUGUGUAUUCCAUGUUUAUUGCCGCUCCAUCCGCUGCUAGUGUUGCUUGGGAAGCUAUCUAUGGGGAAUUUGAUGGAUCUGCAAGAACUUGCUACUUCAUUGCACUGUUCCUCUACAUGUCUCUCGUUGUGCGCCUAAAUUUCUUCACAGGAUUCAAGUUUUCGGUAGCAUGGUGGUCUUACACAUUCCCGAUGACUACAAUUUCAGUUGCAGCAAUCAAAUACUCGGAAUACAUGCCUAGUUUUCAAAGCAAGGGGAUCGCACUGACUUUAUCGUUUCUCUCGUCAGCCAUGGUGUUGGUCCUAUUUAUCUCUACCUUACUCCAUGCCUUUGUUUGGCAAACAUUGUUCCCUAACGAUCUUGCCAUUGCAAUUACCAAGACUAAACAUAUUAAAGAGAGAAAACCAAUGAACCUCAAGCGGUGGGCAAAGCAGUCGUUGGUAUCAAUCAGAAAGAACAAUUCAGCAGAUAAGCACACACUCGAGAUUGAAUAGCUAAAUCAAUCUAUAGCUUGUGAUAUUCAUACAAGUGUAUUAAACAAUUGCAAAGUAUCACGAAAUGCAAAUAGUAGUUUUAUUGUAA
Messenger RNA from Erigeron canadensis, 1922 nucleotides. RefSeq names its product guard cell S-type anion channel SLAC1. The transcript has 3 exons. The coding region runs from base 140 to 1834 and encodes 564 amino acids. Gene Ontology annotation, molecular function: voltage-gated monoatomic anion channel activity. Gene Ontology annotation, cellular component: membrane. The record is from RefSeq and is a predicted model, not a curated record. Lineage: Eukaryota; Viridiplantae; Streptophyta; Magnoliopsida; Asterales; Asteraceae. Gene Ontology annotation, biological process: stomatal closure; intracellular monoatomic ion homeostasis; transmembrane transport.